Messenger RNA from Scatophagus argus, 4494 nucleotides. RefSeq names its product adhesion G-protein coupled receptor G2. Gene Ontology annotation, cellular component: membrane. Gene Ontology annotation, molecular function: G protein-coupled receptor activity. The record is from RefSeq and is a predicted model, not a curated record. The coding region runs from base 188 to 3943 and encodes 1251 amino acids. Gene Ontology annotation, biological process: adenylate cyclase-activating G protein-coupled receptor signaling pathway; cell surface receptor signaling pathway. Lineage: Eukaryota; Metazoa; Chordata; Actinopteri; Scatophagidae. The transcript is spliced from 31 exons.
UUAAAUCUCUUCCAUCCACAAAACUUACAGGAAAGUUAGCGGUGUACAGGAAUUGUUUAGUGUGAUAGUGUCGCAGAAUGGGUCGUCUAUAAUCUGGUGUAAAAUCAAUGAAUGUUUCUGCUCAGGUGGAGGAUUUGAAGACGUCAUUUUGCCAGCUUUCAAGUUUGGAUUCAGCCUAUGGGACGUUAUGGUCCAUGAUAAUGAAGCAGAAGCCAUGAAAGCUCCGGGCGUUUUUCCUGAUGGAUCCUCAUGUCGGCACACGUUUGAUCCCUCUGUCAGAGUGAAGAUGUCAGGCUCACGUGUCAAACAUCUACCCUGGCUGCACAUACAGCUGCUGGUCGUCCUGCUGGCGACAGGUCAGGCUUCCUGUAAUCAAACCUCCACUGUUCCCUCCACUCUCUCUUCUACAACAAAUGCACAGGCUCCAGCAGUAUACUACUUUGUUGACAUUACUGUGAAUGUUAAUGGAAAGAUGAAGAAUGAAUCAGAAAUCAAGGCCUGGCUUAACCACAUGCUGCAAAACAGCCUGGAGAGCUGCAGGUCUCCCAACCAUAACGAAACAACUGUCCCACCCACCUCUCCGCAAACUACAUCUGCGAGCACAUAUGAGACGAUUCUCAUGACGACAGCAUCAGCAUCACAAAACUACAACACAACUACAGCGGCAACAACAUCACAAAAAGAUGGCACAAUCACAACGGCAGCAUCAACCACAUUGAAAAACCACAACACAAAUACAGCUGCAACAUCAACAGCAUUACAAAUCUCCAGCGUGGCUACAACCACAGCAAAUCAGUUGACCACUGUGGAGGUCACACAGAACGACAGCUCCAAACCAUCAAAGAACCCAAAUCCCAAUUCCAAUUCCAAAACUAGUGCAAGCAAGCAGCGCAUGGCUAAUGAAAUCCUCACUGGUGUGACACAAAACAGUUGGAUCAGUACUGACAAUACAACUGGCCUUGUGCAAGCAAUUGACAUGACCUGCAUGGAAGAUGCAAUGCAAAACACCAGCUGUGCUGUGAUGCUGAAGCUGAAGCACAGCGUACAUCCAUGUUGCAUCCUGCAAACGCUCUGUAGAGCCAGUAAAACUUCCUCUGACAUCCAGGUGGUGGGAAGAAAAGCAGACAAAACGAGUCAGCUACAAAGUGAGUGCAAUAGCAAUCCGCAGGAGGAAAGAACUUGCAUUUAUAAUGGUCAAACAGGUGCAUCGUGCGAAGAGUCUGGGCCUGCAUAUGUGGUUGAUCAAAGCAACUUUACUCACUGUGGUGCAGAUAUGGGGAACAACUGCAGCUGCUCUGCUUACUGCAGUGGAAGAGACGCAUACUACACUUUUCAAUUUUCAGUAAAAGAGCUCAAUAUGAACAUUUCAUAUGUCUUGUCCCUGAUUUCAAAGUUAAAACACCUAUUAAAUUGCUCUCAAAAUGCAGAUUGUCCACUGUCCAUCGUUGCAUCUGAAUACAAGGAUGCCAAUGUGACCUGUGGAAUCACAGAAACAAAUGUUUUAAGCUGCAGAGGGAUUUUAGGCUUUGCCCGUGAAGUUCCUAUCUGUUAUGUGUCGGCAGCUGUGAUGACUGUUUUUCAAUCUGAGAAACAAAUCAGUUACACCGGGCUAGUGACCCGAGCAGCAAUUUGUGGUAAAACGGUCAGUGACGAUCCACUGAAAUCCCCGCUCACGUUGGUUGAAGUUAACCUAACGCCAGCUACCUUUUGUACGACAAUAAAAGAGACUAACAUCCUUAAAUGUCCAAAUGGAAUCAAUGUAGUUGUGCAGCUGGAUGAGCAGUGUGUUCAACAGCCAUUUACCACAUCCAGUCCAAAUGUGACAACUGCACCACAAAACACCACCACCACCGUCUCAUCUGUAAAUGUAACUUCACCCCCACUCAACACAACAGCUGAAUCCCUGAAUACCACCACCACUGCUGCUAAUACCACAGUGACAGCAACACUCAACCCAACAACAACCACUACAAAUGGAUCCGUCCAUGUGACUCCAUCAGAAAGUCCAACAACCACCCUAUCAGCUGACGCCCAAGCCAACGCAUUGCUCGAGCUGACCAGAAAUGUGUCCAAACUGAACGCCAGCCAGGUGGCUCAGCUGGUGUCCCAGCUGGAGAAUCUUUUGUCGGGCCCAACCGUCAGCCUGGCGCUGGGAAACACCUCCGUCCACAUCGUCAGCAAUCUGCUGAGUGCUUCUCCUGAGACGCUGUCUGACUCCUCCAACAGGAUUAUAGGGAUUGUUGACACAGUGGCACUGAAGCUGGUCCUUGACAAACAGACUGAGACCCUCUUGUCCCCGGCUGUGGCUCUGUCUGUCAAAUCAGUAGAUGGCAGUAACUUUCAGGAAACAUUUUUUUCCAUCUCAGACCCCACUAAUGUACAGGUCCGUGGGGAUUCCAGGAGCAGAAGGAGUGUGAGAAAUGACUCCUCCAUCCCUCAGGGCUCCAUCAGGCUGCCCCCGACUCUUACACAGAACCUCACUUCAGAGGAGCAGCAGCUGGUCUCCAGAGUUCAGUUCAAUUUCUACCAGAAGAGCACAGUGUUCCAGGACAAAUCUCUGAUAGAACAGAGACUCAACAGUGGGAUCCUGGGUGCAAGUGUGGCCAACCUGACAAUCACAGGACUGCAGGACGACAUUGUAAUUCACCUGAGGAACACAGAGCCCAUUCCAGAUAAUUUUGAGCCUAAAUGUGUUUUCUGGGACUUCACAUUAAAUAAUGGAUCAGGUGGUUGGAAUACAAGUGGCUGUUUUGUCCGAAACAGCACAGUCAAUGAGACAGUUUGUAGCUGCAACCAUUUAACCAGUUUUGCUAUCCUGCUGGACCUCUCCAGACAGCCAAUAACUAGUCGUAUCCAAGCCACCAUCCUCUCCUUCAUCACAUAUAUUGGCUGUGGAAUCUCUGCCAUCUUCCUGUCUAUCACACUGCUCACCUACUUGGCCUUUGGAAAGUUGCGUAAGGACAUCCCAUCUAAAAUCCUAAUCCAGCUGUGCCUGGCUCUGCUGCUGCUGAACCUUGUCUUCCUGGUGGAUGCGUGGCUGGCGCUCUACCCAGACGCUGUGGGUCUCUGCAUCUCCACUGCUUGGUUCCUUCACUACUUCCUGCUGGUUACUUUCACCUGGAUGGGACUUGAGGCCGUCCACAUGUACUUGGCCCUUGUGAAAGUCUUCAACAGCUACAUAUCACACUACAUGGUGAAGUUCUCGCUGGUCGGCUGGGGUAUCCCGAUGAUUGUGGUCAUUAUUAUCAUUGCGAUUGACAAGAAUAACUACGGUCUUGUCUCUUAUGGGAAGUUUCCUGAUGGCACGAGUGACGACUUCUGCUGGCUGAAAAAUGACAUUGCCUUCUAUGUGGCAGUGGUGGCCUAUUUCUGCGUCAUUUUUCUGUUCAACCUCAUCAUAUUCAUUGUGGUGUUGGUGCAGUUAUGUAGGAUAAAGAGGCAGAACCCUCACAAUGCGCUUCACCGCACCACGCUGCAGGAUGCACGCAGUGUGGUGGGGAUAACCAUCCUCCUUGGUCUCACUUGGGGCUUUGCCUUUUUUGCCUGGGGUCCCCUCAACCUGCCAUUCAUGUACCUCUUCGCCAUAUUUAACUCCUUGCAAGGUUUCUUUAUAUUUGUGUUCCACUGUGCGGUGAAGGAAAACGUGCGGCGGCAGUGGAGGACCUACCUGUGCUGCGGCAGGAUGAGGCUAGCAGAGAACUCAGAAUGGAGUCGCACUGCAACACAGAAGACUGCGAAGAAGUCAUCAGUGACCAGACUAACAUCUCUUCAUUCCUCAAAGUCCAACAACUCAUCCAGCUCCUCUUCUUUCCUUGUCAGCGAGUCUUCAGAGCAGAUUAAUGGUAUUGGUAGCCCAUUUGAGGACAGAGCAAUCACAGCUGAUGAAGACCACAGGAUGGAUGUGAUCCUCAAUGAGAUCAACAGGCAGCACAGAAACCAAUAAGCACUCUGAUCCAAAAAUGACAGAACAGACUGAUUAAUGGCUUUUAUUCUGAAAUGUUGCAUAUAAUAUAAUGUAAAUGUAAUUUAGUAACUUAAUUACCGUCCGUCUGAACAUCAUGUGUAUUAUUUGAUUUGUAAUGGGACAAUGAAAACCUACAUUAAACAUGCACUUUUCCUAAAUAUUUGUGCAGUGAGGCUGAAUAUUCGUUUGUACAGAAAUAUCAUCACUAUAAGCAUUCAUGUUCCAAAAAUACUGUGCAUACUCUGAUCUUGACUCAACAGACUGGUAUCGGUCCUGUCUAACAUGUGCUAGGUUCAAUAUGGCCAGAGGAGGUACUCUUGUACUGUCUGUCCCAUUAUAGUCAUAUCUCAGGUGUCUGUCUCAAAUGUUAAACAUCUGCCUAAAAAAGACGAGUGUUGGCUUUGUUUGUUUGUUUGUUUGUUUGUGAAAUAAGCCACACACACAGUUUAAAAAUUGUAUUUGUACUUUUUUGUAUGUUUGCCAUUUUGUAUUGUUUGCACAUGUAAAUCAACUAGACUGUGUACAAAAGA